AUGGCAGAAGGAAAUUCUGACACUGAAUCAGCAACCAAAAAUGAUAAUAAAUCGGUUUCAUUUAUUCAAUUAUUUCGAUAUGCAUCAACUACGGAUAAAAUAAUGAUGUUUUUUGGUUCAAUUGGUGCUUUAGUAAGUGGAGUUGGUGCACCAUUAAUGGCUAUAUUGAUGUCCGCUGCUAUUCAAGCUUUUCUUGAUUUUUCUAUCGCUGUGUCAAGGGGAGAAGACGUUGAUGUCGCUGCAGAUGCAUUAAAAAAUAGCAUUAAAACCCCAGUUAUAUUACUCGUUGCUGUGGCUGCUGCAAUAUUCAUACUUUCUUCCAUGCAAAUGGGUUUUUGGAUGAUCGCUGGUGAAAACCAAGCAAAGAGAGUUCGUCAGAUAUAUUAUGAAGCAAUUCUUCGUCAAAAUAUCGCAUACUUCGACAAAAUUUCAACAGGAGAUAUUGCCAAUCGUAUUACGUCAGAUUCAGAUUUAUAUCAAGAAGGUAUCUCUGAAAAAGUUGGUUUAAUCAUUCAAUAUAUUGCCACUUUUAUUGCUGGUUUUGUCAUCGCUUUCACAAAAGAAUGGUUACUGGCACUUGUUCUUUGUUGUGCUUUCCCUUUACUUGCCGGUUCUUCUAGUAUUAUGGCAAAAUUGCUUGCCAGUUCAGCCAAAAAAGGACAAGAUGUUUACGCAGAAGCUGGAGCAGUAGCUGAACAAGUCUUUUCUGGAAUAAAAACAGUAACAGCGUUUGGAGGACAACAACGUGAAAUAAAUCGAUACGCUGAAAAGCUUGAAAAAGCUUUUGCGAUUGGAAAAAAGAAAGCUUUAAUCAACGGUUUAGCAAUUGGAUCUAUUAUAUUUAUCAUAUAUUGUACUUAUUCUCUCGCUUUUUGGUACGGAAGUAUUUUGAUCGUCCAAGGAAAAACUACUGGCGGAGAUGUUUUGAAUGUUUUCUUCGCCAUUCUUAUCGGUGCUUUCUCCGUCGGUAAUGCUGCUCCAAAUUUUUCGUCAAUUAGUAAUGCGCGAGGGGCCGCGAGUAAUUUAUUUUCUGUGAUUGAUCGUAUACCUCCUAUUAAUUCAAGCUCACCUGAUGGUAAAAAACUUGAUGAAUCCACGACAAAAGGACGUCUCGAAUUUAAAAACAUUAAAUUUAAUUAUCCAGCUCGUCCGGAUAUACAAAUUCUUAAAAACUUUAAUCUUACAAUUGAACCUGGUGAAACUGUUGCUCUUGUUGGUACAUCCGGAAGUGGAAAAUCCACAAUUGUCGGUUUAUUAGAACGUUUUUAUGAUCCGAUUGAAGGUCAAAUUUUAUUAGAUGGAGAAGAUAUAAAAAACAUAAAUGUCAAAUCAUUACGAUCACAAAUUGGACUUGUUGGUCAAGAACCUGUACUUUUCCCUACAAGUGUACGACAAAAUAUUGCUUGGGGUGCUAAAAUGGAUAUGCCUGAACCUUCUUUGGAAGAAAUUAUCGAAGCUUGUAAAAAAGCAAAUGCGACAGAUUUUAUUAAUGAAUUACCUCAAAAAUAUGAUACUGAUGUGGGUGAAAAGGGAUCUCUUAUGUCUGGUGGUCAAAAACAAAGAAUUGCUAUUGCACGUGCAUUGAUUAAGAAUCCCAAAAUCUUAUUACUUGACGAAGCAACUUCAGCUCUUGACACUGAAUCAGAACGUCUUGUACAAGAUGCUCUUGAUACCGCAUCAACAGGCCGUACAACAAUUGUCAUAGCUCAUCGACUUUCCACCAUCAAAAAUGCAGAUAAAAUCGUUGUAAUGUCACAUGGUAAUAUUCUCGAAGUAGGUCGCCAUGAUGAACUUAUCGCUUCUAAAGGAGUUUACUUUGGUCUUGUCCAAGCUCAAGAACUUAAAACUAAAAAUGAAGAGUCUCUCGACGAAGACGAUGCUCAGAGUGAAGACGAUACAGUAAUUACUUUUGAUGAAAAGAAACACAGAAAUUACUUGAGACGUAUGGAAACCAAGGCUUCAACUGUCAAAUCAAUUAAAGAAAUUGAAGAAGAAAUGGAAAAGUUAUCGAACCAACCUGCUCCAAUUGCAAGAGUUUUGAAAUUACAAAAACCUGAAAGUUUGUACUUGAUACUUGCCUCUAUUGGAGCCAUUAUUAAUGGAGCUGUCACGCCUUUGUUUUCUUUGGUAUUCUCUACUCUAUUGAGCACUUUCUCCAAUGUUGAUAACCCUAGUAAAUUACGUCAUGACGCAAACUUUUGGGCAGGAAUGUUUCUUGUUAUUGCUGUAGUUUCGUUUAUAGCAAAUAUUUUGCAACAUUAUUUCUUUAUUUUGAGUGGUGAAAAACUUACAAGAAGGAUUCGUACUAUGGUAUUUGCUCAUCUUUUAAAACAAGAAGCUGGAUUCUUUGACGAAGAUGAAAACAAUACUGGAGCUCUGACAUCACAAUUGUCAACAGACGCAACUAAAGUUGAAGGUUUAACUGGUGCACUUAUGGGCAAUAUUAUUCAUUCAGCUACUAACGUAGUUGUUGGUUUGGUAAUCGCUUUCAUAUUUGGCUGGAAAUUGACUUUAGUAAUUGCGGCAGCAACUCCUUGUCUCUUUUUUUCCGGUUAUCUACAAAUGAAAACUCUCUCUGGACUCGGUAAUAAAACUCGUAAAGCAUAUGAAGAAAGUGGUCAAAUUGUACAACAAUCGGUCGCAAAUAUGCGUACAAUCGCAGCUUUGACUCGUGAAAACACGUUCAAAGAACUAUAUCAUGAAUCUAUCAGACUCCCUCACCGUAUUGCCAUUAAUGGAAGUGCAGUAUCGGCUUUUGGUUUUGGACUCUCUCAGUGUCUUUUAUUCUUGGUAUACGCUCUCGCUUUUUGGUAUGGAGGUCAAUUAGUAGCAAAACAAGAAUAUACACAACCACAAAUGAUGAAAGUACUUUUUGCAGUUAUCUUCUGUGUUAUGGCCGCCGGACAAACAAGUACCUUUGCUCCUGAUUCUGCAAAAGCUAAGAAUUCAGCAAUAUCAAUCUUCAAGAUACUUGAUCGUGAAUCCAAAAUUGAUCCAACCGAUAACGAAGGAAAAGACAGACCUACUCCAGUUACUGGAUCUGGUGCAAUACAUAACGCCCACUUUAAUUACCCUGCUCGUCCAAAUUUAAGAAUUCUUCGUGGCUUAGACCUUGAAAUUGAACCCGGCAAAACGAUUGCUUUAGUUGGUGGAUCAGGAUCCGGAAAAUCCACUGUUGUAUCAUUAUUUCUUCGUUAUUAUGACGUUCUUUCUGGUGCAGUUAAUCUUGAAAAAGUUAAUGUUAUGGAUUGGAAUUUAGAAUACUUAAGAUCAAACAUGGCUAUUGUUGGCCAAGAACCUGUAUUGUUUGACUUGACAAUAGGUGAAAAUAUUGCUUAUGGUAAAGAAGAAUGUACGCAAGAAGAAAUUGAAGCAGCAGCAAAAGAUGCAAAUAUACAUAAUUUCAUUGUUAGUUUGCCAAAGGGUUAUGAUACACCUGUUGGUGAACGAGGUACUCAGCUUAGUGGUGGUCAAAAACAACGUAUUGCAAUAGCACGUGCAUUAAUUCGUCAUCCGAAACUUUUACUUCUUGACGAGGCAACGUCUGCCUUAGAUUCUGAAUCAGAAAAGGUUGUACAAGAUGCCUUAGACAAUGCAGCAAAGGGACGAACAACAAUUACAAUAGCUCACCGUUUAUCAACGAUUCAAAAUGCUGAUUUAAUAUGUGUUGUUAAGAAGGGUAAAAUUGUUGAACAAGGCCAACAUUUCGAUUUAAUAGCACAAAGAGGAUAUUAUUAUGAAUUAGUUAAUGAACAAAUGUUAACAAGCAAAAAUUAA
Messenger RNA from Rhizophagus irregularis DAOM 181602=DAOM 197198, 3777 nucleotides. RefSeq lists its product as uncharacterized. The record is from RefSeq and is a predicted model, not a curated record. Gene Ontology annotation, biological process: transmembrane transport. NCBI's taxonomy places the organism in Eukaryota, Fungi, Glomeromycota, Glomeromycetes, Glomerales, Glomeraceae. Gene Ontology annotation, molecular function: ABC-type oligopeptide transporter activity; ATP binding; ATP hydrolysis activity. Gene Ontology annotation, cellular component: membrane.